UAAACCUCAGUCACUGUCACAGUGCCACAUGACGUUUGUCUCGUCCUACGAGUGGUUUGGUUCACACAAACAGGGUUAACUUCUCCGUUUAUGAAAUAUCUUAAAGGGUAUCUUGUUUAGGCAACUAUCGCAAUGCUCUGAUAUCACUGCAAAAAUGGUGCGAAUAGCGGUCGUAGGAGCCGGUGUGGUGGGCUUGACCUCGGCCAACCUUCUCCAGGAGGCCAUCCCGGGGGCUUCCGUCACGAUAAUCGCCGACAGGUUCGGGCAGGACACCGUCAGCGAUGUGGCCGCGGGUCUCUAUCGGCCCGGGUUGCAAUUCCAGGGACCUAACCAAGAAGUUACUGAGAAGUGGCUGAGAGAUGCUUACGCCUACUACAAGGAGAUUCUGAACUCGGAAGACGCAGAUGAAGCGGGGGUCAAAAGGGCCCCUGGCUAUAUAUUCUCCACGAAUCAACCAAAAAUUGUGAAGAAUUUUCUCAUGGAACCCGUGGUGGACGAAUUCCGCCCGUGCACACAGGGAGAAUUGGAUCAAUACAACAUGAAAUAUGGGUCUUAUAUUGUUACCAUCCUGACAGAGUGCAGGAGGUUCUUGCCUUACAUGACUCGCAAAUUCCAGAAUCGGGGGGGACAAAUCAUCCAGCGCUACUUGAACAGCUUGGAGGAGCUCGCUGGCGACUACGACAUCGUCUGCAACUGCUGCGGGUUUGGGGCGAAAGAUCUGUGCGGUGACAAUUUCGUGACGCCCAUGAGAGGUCAGGUCUUCAAGGUCCGAGCUCCCUGGAUCAAGCACUUCUACUACGUGGAUUACGACACCUACAUCCUACCCGGAUUCGAUUCCAUCACCUUAGGAGGUACGAGGCAGUUCGACUCCUACAACACUGAAGUGUGCAAACACGACGCCGCUUCCAUAUGGGAGAGAUGCACCAACUUCCUACCAUCACUCAAAAAAGCGCAGGUCUUGAAAGAGGCUGUCGGUUUACGUCCGUAUCGAAGCAUCGUUCGAGUUGAGAAGGAAUUAAUGAAGUUUGACAAUGGGAAGACUCUAAAGGUUGUCCAUAACUACGGUCACGGUGGUUAUGGCGUGAUGGCAGCCCCUGGAACGUCUAUACAUGCUGUUUCAUUAGUGAAGGAAAUGCUAGGCCUACAGUCCAAGUUGUGAAGGACUGUUAGUCUUCAGCCCAAGCUUUGAACUGAAUGGUAGAAUGAAGUCCAAACAUUGAAGGGCAUUUUGAUCAUAUAAAGUUUUAGAUUUGGGUUAAAACUGUGAAGGAAAUGUUAAAGCGAAACAAAAGUACUAACCUUAGUCCAAACGAUUAGGAUAACGUUAGACUCAACGACUGUCCGUUUGUUAUCCUGUGGAAAAUAAGCAUUUUUCUCGCAAGCCCUUUCCAUGUUGUUUCAAAUAACAACACUAACAAGGGGCAAUAACACAGAGGGCAAUGUACCUUUUAUAAUAACAUAACUGUUAAGUAUAAGAAGACUUUUAGAUGUGGAAUUUUUUGUGAUAGAGAAACUCACCUGUGAUACAUAUGCAUACGUAUUGUAUAUCCUCAGAAUAUUUAGCCAUAUUUGUACAAAUUAUAUUCUCCAUGUAUAGGUGCCUUAGAUGCAAUAAAUAAUCAUCAAAA
This is a messenger RNA of Macrobrachium nipponense, 1628 nucleotides long. RefSeq names its product D-aspartate oxidase-like (gene Daao1). Gene Ontology annotation, cellular component: cytoplasm. The record is from RefSeq and is a predicted model, not a curated record. Gene Ontology annotation, biological process: D-amino acid catabolic process. Gene Ontology annotation, molecular function: D-amino-acid oxidase activity; FAD binding. The transcript is spliced from 8 exons. NCBI's taxonomy places the organism in Eukaryota, Metazoa, Arthropoda, Malacostraca, Decapoda, Palaemonidae. The coding region runs from base 155 to 1159 and encodes 334 amino acids.